Dictyostelium discoideum AX4 is the source of this 813-nucleotide messenger RNA. RefSeq lists its product as hypothetical. The transcript has a single exon. NCBI's taxonomy places the organism in Eukaryota, Evosea, Eumycetozoa, Dictyosteliales, Dictyosteliaceae. Bases 1 to 813 code for a protein of 270 amino acids. The record is from RefSeq and is a predicted model, not a curated record.
AUGAGUGAUAUUAUUUCAAUUGAAAAAAUUAAUGAAAAUGAAAUUUCAGUGUUAAUUAGACCAAUGCAUAUAAAUGAUAUAAAUACAAUUUAUUCAAUACAAAAAGAAAUAUUUCCAGCUGAUGAUUUAUUUGAAUCUUAUGAAGCAUUUGAAAAUAAAUUUUUAGUUUAUCCACAAGGUUGUUUUUGUGUUGAAUUAAUUUUAGAGGGUGAAAUAAUUGAUCAAGAAAAUAUCAAUAAAUAUGAACCAUCAUCAGAUUUAGAAAUUAAUAAAAAGAAAUUACUAGGUCAUUUCUUUUCACAUCCAUGGACAAAAGGUGAAUUUCCACCAUUAAAUAACGCAAAAGCAAUCAAUGAUGGAGUUGAUAAAAUCAUUGAUAGAUCAAUAGGUGAGUUGGUAACAGGUGUAAAUAAAGAGAAUGUAAUGUUAUAUCUUAAUGAAAUCGCAGUUAGACCAAUGGCAAGAGGUUUCAAUUUAGCACGUUUAUUAUCAAAUAGAGUUUUACAUCACCUUUCAAAACAGUCACCAUCAUUUGACCAUAUUGGGUUGGUUUCUGUUCAAGGUUCUUUCACAGUUUGGGCUUCGAUCGGUUUCGAUAUUGAUCAUAAUUUACCACAAAAAAAAAAAGAUUAUCUUUGUAAAAAUUAUGGUGAAAAAUCUUGUUAUAUGAAAAUGGAUUAUUCAAAGAAAAUUAAAAAUUUAAAAAAUAAUCAACUUUAUAUUUGUCCAAAUUUAAUUUCAAAUAAUGUUAAUAGUGGUAUUUAUUAUUAUGGUAAAUUAUUUAAAGAAGUUAAAAGAGUUUCAAAAUUAUAA